AUGGUGGGGACAACAACACCCAAUACUCUUAGUGAGUUAUUAGCAGAAGUUAUGAAAAUCAACGAGCAGACACUAGAUGAUAACGAUAAUCAAAAGUGAGUUUUUCUCGAAAUUUAUAUUUCUGGCCAAAAAUUCAACGAGGAUUUAAUUUCAGGAAACAAGCGUUAUCUUGCCAUCCAAUGCGUCAAGCACUUUUCGAAGUUCUAGUUGAGACAAAAGAAAAAACUGCUUUAUCAAUUCGAAGUGGUGUAGAUGAAACCCCAGACGAUCCUCAAUUAAUGCGUCUCGAUAAUAUGUUAGUCGCUGAAGGUGUUGCUGGACCAGACAAAGGUGGAUCAUUAGGAAGUGAAGCAAGCGGUGGAGAUCAAGCUGAUUAUCGACAAAAAUUACAUCAAAUUAGAGUUGUAUAUAAUGAAGAACUUCGAAAAUAUGAAGAUGCUUGCUCUGAAUUCACUCAACAUGUUAGAAGUUUGUUGAAAGAUCAAUCAAUUGUUCGACCCAUUCAAAUGAAGGAAAUUGAACGAAUGGUUUAUAUUAUACAAAAGAAGUUUAGUGGAAUACAAGUACAAUUGAAACAAUCAACUUGUGAAGCUGUUAUGAUUCUUCGUAGUCGAUUCCUUGAUGCAAGACGAAAACGGCGAAACUUUUCAAAACAAGCAACCGAAGUGUUGAAUGAGUAUUUCUAUUCACAUCUUUCAAAUCCUUAUCCAUCUGAAGAAGCAAAAGAAGAUCUAGCCAGACAGUGUAAUAUCACCGUUUCACAAGUCUCAAAUUGGUUUGGUAAUAAACGUAUUCGUUAUAAGAAGAAUAUUGCUAAAGCGCAAGAAGAAGCAAAUAUGUAUGCGGCCAAAAAAGCAGCACAUGGCGCAUUAGGAGGUAUGUUAUUAUUAUUAUUAUUUAUUAUGCUUUUAUUUUUAUCAAGUUUUCUUAUCUUUUGGAUAAGAAAAAUACAUUUUCUUAUUCAGCUAGAAAAAAGAUUCAAUAAAAUCGAAUGAGAUUUUUUUUUAAAUAAAUUAUUUUUUCAGGAAUGAGUGCAAAUCCUUAUGGCCUUUUACCUGGUGCAUCCGCAAGUUUACUCAAUCCAUAUCCCGCAAUGUUACCAGGACAAGAUUUAUCUCAUAUGGCGAUGCCACAAUUCGAUCUUUCUGCUUAUAAUCCACAACUUAUGGCACAAUAUCAAAAUUCUAUGGAAAAUGCAGAGCAAAAACCAUAA
Caenorhabditis angaria is the source of this 1213-nucleotide messenger RNA. NCBI's taxonomy places the organism in Eukaryota, Metazoa, Nematoda, Chromadorea, Rhabditida, Rhabditidae. The record is from the annotation of a GenBank genome assembly.